AUGGAAAUAUGCAUGAUAUCAGGACCCCGUCAAGUCGCAUGCCCUGUACGAAGCAAACGUGGAUUGCUAAUUGAGGAAGUUUUGGAUACUGAAGAACCUGUUUAUGGCGAUGAUGAACUGGAUGAUGAAGAAGAAUUGUACCCUUAUACAUGUAACCUCUUGAUCGUUCGUCUCUCUUGCCUCACACCUCGCGCUGAUGAUCAUUUCCUGCAACGAAACAAGAUAUUCCAGUCCUAUUGCACAAUCAAUGGAAAAGUUUGUUCUUUUGUCAUCGAUUCGGGAAGUAGCAAGAAUGUGAUAGCUGCUGAUGCAGUUACCAAACUCGACAUCAAGGACAAACCGCACCUGCCGCCUUAUAAACUAGCAUGGCUUCAGCAGACACAUGAUCUCUUUGUCACUCGCCGAGCCCUAGUCACGUUUUCGGUGGGAAAGUCAUACAAAGAUAAGAUCUAUUGUGACAUCGCACCGAUGGAUGUUUGCCAUCUCCUUCUAGGCAGACCUUGGGAAUUUUAUCGACGGAUCAUAUAUGAUGGAUUCAACAACACUUAUAGUUUUAGCAUGGACAAUCGCAAGUUUGUGUUAAAACCGUCUUUACCAGCCUCACUCCACCUGGUGUCUCACCCUGUUCUUUUGCUCCAACGCCAACCUUUCAAAGCAACCAUGCAUGAGGAAGAGAGGGUACUUAUUCUCCUGACUAAAGCGGCCGGCCCAGACCUUUUUCUAAACAUUCCACCCGACUUUAAGGAACUGUUGCACGAGUUCGCUGAUGUUUUUCCCGAUGAUUUGCCAGAUGGCUUGCCUCCUCUUCGGGACAUACAACAUUGUAUAGACUUUAUACCAGAUGCGGCACUGCCCAAUAAUUCUCAUUAUCACAUGAGCCCCACUGAGCACGAGGAGCUUCGACGUCAAGUUGAAGAACUCGUAUCUAAAGGAUUCAUGCGCGAAAGUUUGAGUCCAUGUGCGGGUACCGGCGCUUUUGAUUCGAAAAGAUGGAUUGUCUCGUAUGGGGUGGAUAGCAGAGCGAUAAACAAAAUAACAGUCUGUUAUCAUUUCCCAAUUCCACGAAUUGACGACUUAUUGGAUUUAAUAAGGACGGCUACGAUCUUUUCCAAGCUGGACCUUAAAAGCAGAUACCACCAAAUUUGCAUUAACCCUGGAGACGAGUGGAAGACGGCGUUCAAAACUCGAGAAGGUCUUUUUGAGUGGUUGGUAAUGCCCUUCGGAUUAUCGAAUUCUCCUAGCACGUUUAUGAGAGUAAUGAACCAAGCUCUUCUUCCGUUUAUUGCUAAAUUCGUGGUUGUCUACUUUGAUGACAUUCUCAUCUUCAGUACAUCACUCGCGGACAACAUUCAACACCUUAAAGAUGUCCUCACCAUUUUGCGCCGAGAUCAGUUCUUUGCAACUUAA
This is a messenger RNA of Brassica napus (rape), 1407 nucleotides long. RefSeq lists its product as uncharacterized. NCBI's taxonomy places the organism in Eukaryota, Viridiplantae, Streptophyta, Magnoliopsida, Brassicales, Brassicaceae. The record is from RefSeq and is a predicted model, not a curated record. Gene Ontology annotation, molecular function: aspartic-type endopeptidase activity. The coding region runs from base 1 to 1407 and encodes 468 amino acids. Gene Ontology annotation, biological process: proteolysis. The transcript has a single exon.